This is a messenger RNA of Astyanax mexicanus (Mexican tetra), 3722 nucleotides long. RefSeq names its product notum, palmitoleoyl-protein carboxylesterase a (gene notum1a). Gene Ontology annotation, molecular function: hydrolase activity. Lineage: Eukaryota; Metazoa; Chordata; Actinopteri; Characiformes; Acestrorhamphidae. The record is from RefSeq and is a predicted model, not a curated record. The transcript has 11 exons. Bases 504 to 2021 code for a protein of 505 amino acids.
GAGUCUCACUCUAUAAAGUUGCGCGGAUUAGGAAACAGACAUUUCAAGGGCAAUAAAAACUACCACAUCCAAUAAAACAUCGUGGAUCAAAGGAACCAAAGCAUGAGCUCUUCUUUUUUCUGUAUAUGAAAAGAGUGAAAUGACGUGUCGUUCGGCUCCGGCAACAUAUCCUCCCCUACGCGCCGAUUGGCCCAGAUAAAAGAGGAGGGGGGAUUUAAAUAAAAUGCACGCGCAGGUAUUAAAAGAACAGGGAGGGUGUUUGUAGGGCUGAUUGUAGGACUGUUUUUGUAGGACUGUUUUUGUAUCCUGUAUCUCUGAGUCCAGAAGCCCCAGAGAGAAGCCGCUCUGCUGGCAGCGCUCCGCGGGCGAGUGUGGGGUUCAGCUCGGCUAAGUAAAGUCACCUGUUCCGCUGAGUUGUGUAAGGAGCGCCAGCCUGCGCGCUCUUUCCUCAGCCCGUUUAGUGUUUCCCCGCUCAGUCAGGCGCGUGACUUUAUCCGGGGGAGAUGUGCAGUCAGGAGAAGCUCACAGUGAUGAGUCUGAUCCGCUCGGCGCUGGUUCUGGGGCUUCUUCAGUCCGGAGCCCUAAGCGCCAAAAGGCUCCGGGGAGGGCGCAGUGAGCGGCGGGUAUCCGUGCUGCCGUCAACGUCCAGCCGCCAGCGCGGCGACACCACGAGCACCGAGAGUUUCGCCCUGGACUUCACGGCUGUAGAAGACAACGUGGACAGUUUCAUGGCUCAGGUGAAGAACCUGGCGCAGUCCUUGUACCCGUGUUCCGCGCAGAAGCUCGACUAUGACAUGAAGCUACAUUUUGUGGAAAAUGCAUCAGUCACCUGCAACGACGGAACACCAGCUGGAUACUACCUGAAAGAGUCAAGAGGAAGCAGAAGAUGGCUAAUAUUUCUAGAGGGUGGGUGGUACUGCUUCAACAAGGAGAACUGUGACAGCAGAUAUGAAACAAUGAGAAGGUUAAUGAGCUCCUCAAAAUGGCCCCAGACCAAAACAGGCACAGGUAUUCUGUCUUCUCUCCCAGAGGAAAACCCACACUGGUGGAAUGCCAACAUGGUGUUCCUUCCGUAUUGCUCUAGUGAUGUGUGGAGCGGAGCCACUCCAAAAACAGAUCAAAAUGAUUAUGCCUUCAUGGGUUCCCUCAUCAUAAAAGAAGUGGUAAAAGAUCUACUGAGUAAGGGUCUGGACAAUGGCAAGAUUCUGCUCUUAGCUGGAAGCAGUGCGGGUGGUACUGGAGUAUUGCUGAAUGUGGACGCUGUUGCUGAGCUACUAGAACAACUGGGCCAUCCCAAUAUCCAAGUGAGGGGACUGUCUGACUCUGGUUGGUUUUUGGAUAACAACCAGUACCGCUCCACUGUUUGUGUGGACACUAUCAGCUGUGCCCCAACAGAGGCCAUCAAGAGGGGCAUCAAAUAUUGGGGAGGUGUUGUUCCUGAACGCUGUAGACAGGCAAAUAAAGAGAGUGACUGGAAGUGUUUCUUCGGUUAUCAAGUUUACCCAACAAUUAGACGGCCAGUGUUUGUGGUACAGUGGCUUUUUGAUGAGGCCCAGCUGACAGUGGACAACAUACAUCUGACCGGUCAGCCUGUCCAAGAAGGACAGUGGCGUUACAUACAGAACCUGGGCAUAGAGCUCAGGAACACUCUCAAAGAUGUCCCAGCCCUGUUUGCCCCUGCAUGCCUCUCCCAUGAGGUUAUCACAAGAAACUACUGGAUCGACAUUCAGGUGAAAGGAACAUCUCUUCCAAGAGCUCUGCACUGCUGGGACCGCAGUCUCCAUGACAACAAUAAAAACAACAAGACAACCCACCACAAGGGUUGCCCCAUGCACUUGAUUGACAGCUGCCCAUGGCCCCACUGCAACCCAACGUGCCCUACUAUCCGAGACCAGGCCACGGGACAGGAGAUGAAUGUAAUUCAGUUUCUCAUGCAUAUGGGCUUUGACGUGCAGAAGAUGGCUCAGCAGCAGGGCAUGGACCCCAGCAAGCUACUGGGAAUGCUUAGCAGUGACAGUUAAGCGUCCUGGCCGCAGAUGGACAUCCUCACUUCUCAGGCGGCACUUCCUGCGUCUGGCUGUUAAGAUACCUCUGAAUUCUGACCUCCUACCCUAAAGUGUUCCCUGACCUCACCGGUACUCCCACCUCCUGGAUCAUGUUCUGGUUUCCACUGGAGGACUUUUUCUUUCCCCUUUUCGGCACUGACCUUAAGUAACGCUGGACUAUGUUAUCAUUAACAUCUUGCAAAUUAAAUUAUGCUUAAGAACAUUAGUAUUCCACUCAGGCCUGUUUUAAGCAUCACAAUUGCAAAUCCUUUGAUUUUACACAUGUAUUUAGUAUACAGCACUGACAAGGUAGAUAUUCAGAUGUUUGCAGUAGUAGUGGUUAAUGGAAAUUCUAAUUUGUGUUUCUUGUUGUUGAUUUGUUAGGCCUAACCAGCCUACUGUUAACUAGUGUUCAUUUAUUAGAUACGUUAGUUUCGGGUUAAGCAUUGUUUAACUUAAUCUUCUGGUUGUAAAUAUACGACGAAUGUAAUUUAGCUGGAUUAUGACCGAUUAUGAAGUUGGAUAAUAAAUGUUGCCAGUUAAUUGUUUUUAAAACAAAAUAUAUAUCUAUAUUACACAUUAUUAAACACGUGUGUCAAUCCAAAGUAAAUAUGUGUAGAAUAGCAGUUAACCUUUGGUGAUUAACUCUAUUGUGUCAAAGGCCAAGUUUAGUGGGAAAUAUUAGUCAAGAAGUGCAUUCUUACAGCAGCUGUUUUUAGAAAAGUAGGAAAAUAUUAAGGUAAAUGUAUUUUUGUAUUGUCAUGCAAACUCUGGUUGGACAUACAAUUAAACAAAACAUGGGAUGCUGUGUUUAAGACCUGCUAAUUAAUUUUUAAGUACAUGCUGCUUCCUCACCAUUGUGACCAGAAUGAGCUGUAAAUGUUUGAACAUUAGUUUAAACAUGUCUUUUUUACUCAGGUUGGCUUACUCAUUUUUAUAUAUAUCACGAGUGAUUUAAAAAAACUUCUGACCACAAUUGCGCUACUACAAUAGUUAUAUGCAAAUUAACCUACGUUUAAAAUGUACUUUUAGAGACGGCAGGAAAGAGAAGAAGAAUCUUAUAUUUACAUCAUUAUCUUAUUGAUAUUUGCAAACUGGUCAAACGUUUCUUUUAACUUGAACUUGUGAUAUGAUUUAUUUUUUUUAUAACAUUUGACUCACUUGAGAAUUUGUUUCUUAAAAGUGUCACACUGUUUUUAACUAUUUAAAAGAAUUUAAAUUCACCUUUUCAUAAAAGUAGUUUUUUAAACAUUUGUGCAGAAAAUAAAGAUCUUUUAACAAAAGCUGAGGUAAAAAAUGUAUUGCAAACUAUUUUCCUCUGUAACAUUUUAUAUUAAACUCAAAGCUAUGGUGUUUCUUUACAAUGUAAAUCAAAUUUUAUAAGCUAUAUUUACAAAGAGAAAUAAUUCUUUGUAUAUUUGUAUAUUCUUUUUUUGUCAUCUGUAUGUACAUCUUUACAUCAUUACAGUUAUUCCAAAGAACUGUGUCAUUGACUCAUUACUGUUUUAAGAAGCUCCCCAAGAAUAUAUGAAAUGUGUGUUCAUAAAAAUAGUUCAACUCAUCAUAUUCAUUUAUUCUUGUGAAUUUCUUCUUAUUUGUAAAAUAUGGUUGAUCAUUAAAUAUCACAGUGAACAAAUUGAAAGUGCUGCGAUUAAAUUGUGAAUAACAGUGAACUAA